CAGGACAGAAUAUAAGAUUUGUGGUAGUUCCUGUAUUCAAGAAACAUGAAGUUAGACAUUUUGACCUUCUGCCUUUUCUGUUUCCACUUUGAAGCCAGCUUUGUUGAUGGUGACUGCUCGUCCUGCUCCAAAAGUUGUAAAGAAAACCACAAUAUAUCUAUUCCUGAGGGGAUGGAUGGACUUCCAAGAAGAGCAGUGACAUUUCAUUGCCCCUUGACCGCCAGAGCUGUCGGGUUCCAUAUGAAACUGUUCAAAGGCCGCAACAGAGAAGAAUUAUGUACCUUCUACGCAGAGAACAGAACAGAAAAUUCUAGCACCAAGUCUUGCAAGCCAGUGUUUUCUGCUAACAAAGUAUCGUUUGAACUCAGAAAUUUAAGCAAGGAAGUCGAUACAUACACUUGCUGCUUAGAAACGCUUGUCCCAAUCUAUAGUUGCUGCAUUACGAACGAAACCUAUCUAUAUCAAUAUAUCCAAGACAUCCACGUCCAAGCUUCAGAAGAGUGUUUCUUAUCGGCAUUUCAGUCAUGGAUGCUCGUCCUUCUUGCUGCUUUCUCCACCGUCAGCUGCAUCUGCUGCUUCCUAUUCCAUUGCCUCAGAAGCACGGUUAGUGAUUCCCACAGCAUGCUUCAAAACCAUCCGUCCUCUUUCUGCGACGUCUGGGCCUUGAUUUAG
Molecule: messenger RNA, 672 nt
Organism: Heteronotia binoei (common prickly gecko)
Lineage: Eukaryota; Metazoa; Chordata; Lepidosauria; Squamata; Gekkonidae
Exons: 4
Coding region: 46-672 (208 amino acids)
Biological process (GO): cell-cell adhesion; T cell tolerance induction; T cell costimulation
Source: RefSeq, a predicted model, not a curated record